Molecule: messenger RNA, 1362 nt
Organism: Stylonychia lemnae
Lineage: Eukaryota; Ciliophora; Spirotrichea; Sporadotrichida; Oxytrichidae
Source: the annotation of a GenBank genome assembly
AUGUUGAAAUCAGCAAAUUAUUAUUCCUUAUUAUUGAACUUGCCAGUAAUUGUUAAAGUAUUGGAUCUGUACAGACUAAAAGACACAUAACAUCUAUGCUCAAAUUUGAAUAUCAAGUCAGAGUAAGAUGAAAGUUGGGCUAAGAAGGAUAACAUAAGUCUGACCAUAAAUUUUGAGCAACAAAUCGAAAAAUAAAAAGGUAAGGAAGUUUCUCCAAUACAACUUUAAACAGGACAUUUGCUCUCCAAGUACAUUUUUAUUGAUAUACUAGGCAAAGCUUUUUCUCGAGAUAAAGUUGAGAAACUACUCAAGAUGCUUUCUAAGAACACGCAUAUCUUAAUGAAGGAAAACAGUAAAAUCAUAGAAAUGCUUACAGUGUCUCUUUCUUUCUUUCCUCAGUUUCAUAAAGUUGUAAAGAAAAUUUCCCACAAAUCAGAGCGGGCUGAGUACUCUGCUAUUGGUAGAUGGAAUGACAGCUGGGUAGUAGGUGGAAAGGAUCGCUACUCACACUAAAUUACAGUGCUGAACAAAAAUCUCAAAGUAGAAGCAAAGCACUAGAUUCCACAUCCUAUUUAUUGCAUGAUCAUUGUUUAAGACUUAGCUUGUCUAGGAUGCCAGCACGGUCUUCAGCUUUUGGACCUUAAAACAUCAGCUUUUGUUGAAUUGUAAAAGAGUGAACAGCCAAUAAGAACAAUUCUGCAAGAUUAAAGCAACCAAAGUAUCAUUGUAUCUGUCAGUGGAAAUGGCAUUUUUUAGGUUGUAAAUCUGAAGACAAAAGCACUUUUAUACCGAGUGAAAGUGUGCGACAAAGUAAAGUGCAUGGUCAGCACCACAACUCCAAACGAAUACGCCUUUGCAACCAAUAAGGGUGUGAUUAUUGGAACUCUGGAUCCUUAGUAGAGCUACAAAUUUACAAAGAACAAUGCAGAAACUUACUUCGCUGAUAAAGCUAUAGGCUUUAUGGCCUAAAUCGAUGGAAUGUUUCUUGUGAUCACCUCACAUACUGGAUAGGUAGUUGAUGACUCAAGCUGGGGUUGGAGCAAUACAACCAUAUACACUGCAACUCUAAUUAACCGGGAGACAAAGAAAGAAAUCUAAUUUAGCGAUGGAGUAUCCGAAGUCUACAGUGCUCAGCAAGUGAAGGGAUGCAAUGGCCUGUUGAUGCUUCAGAUGUACAGUCUCUGCCUUCUUGAUAUUGAGAAUCUGAAAGUCACUCAUCUUUGCAGUAAUUCUUUGGGUUUUCAUGACAGAGAUUUGACAAGCACUUUCUGCUAAGUGGACAAUGGGAAUGGUCUGCAAAUAGGGAUGGUUUCGUUCGAUUAAAAAGUCUCAGCUGUGAAGAUUUGCUCCUUUAAAUAUUGA